Molecule: messenger RNA, 3836 nt
Organism: Eriocheir sinensis (Chinese mitten crab)
Lineage: Eukaryota; Metazoa; Arthropoda; Malacostraca; Decapoda; Varunidae
Gene: Nca
Product: neurocalcin homolog
Exons: 8
Coding region: 342-920 (192 amino acids)
Molecular function (GO): calcium ion binding
Source: RefSeq, a predicted model, not a curated record
GUCUGCAUAGUGUACUUUUUUUGUCAUUUUCGCGGAUAUUUACCCUUCCCGGAGGCCAUUAACGCCCGGGUACAAAUAUUAAAAUCAAGAGGAAGAGGAAAGACGUACAUACGAACACACGAACACCUGUGGACCGCUAGCGUGCAGGUGGAGUCUGAUGCUGGGGCGGUGAACAUCUCGGAAGGGAACAUCCCAUCCCCUUCCCUCUCUCCCCAAGGUCAAGAGUGUAGGGACGACCUGAAGGCACCUGUUGACACCUUAACGAGCCCAGAGUGAGGUCAUAGCACCCUGUAGGAUAGUCACCACCACCACCACCACCACACCACCACCACACCACCACAAUGGGCAAACAGAACAGCAAGCUUAAGCCGGAGGUGCUGGAAGACUUGCGUUCCAACACCGAGUUCACAGACUCUGAGAUCCAGGAGUGGUACAAAGGGUUCCUGAAGGACUGUCCGACGGGUCACCUGUCCGUCGAGGAGUUCAAGAAGAUAUAUGGCAACUUCUUCCCCUACGGCGAUGCCUCAAAGCAGUUUGCGGAGCAUGUCUUCCGAACCUUCGACGCCAAUGGGGACGGCACCAUCGACUUCCGGGAGUUCCUGUGCGCGCUGUCCGUCACGUCGCGCGGCAAGCUGGAGCAGAAGCUGAGGUGGGCCUUCUCCAUGUACGACCUGGACGGCAACGGAUACAUCAGCAGACAGGAGAUGCUGGAGAUUGUCACGGCCAUAUACAAGAUGGUUGGGUCGGUGAUGAAGAUGCCUGAGGACGAGAGCACCCCAGAGAAGCGGACGGACAAGAUCUUCCGCCAGAUGGACAAGAACAAGGACGGCAAGUUGAGUCUUGAGGAGUUCAUCGAGGGCGCCAAGAGUGACCCCUCCAUCGUGCGCCUCCUGCAGUGUGACCCCCAGUCCUCGCAGUGACCUCUCUGACCCCAACCCGCCCCCCCAUGACCCACCCCACCCCCCCACACCCCCGCCGGUACCCCGCUCCGAGACUACCCUUCGUAUGCCCCGUCGUAAAGUCUCGCUUCGUAAUGAGACGCGUUGCCGCCGCCGCCGCCGCAGCCGCCGCACCGCCACAGCCACCGCCAUUGACCUCCGUGACCCCUGACCUGACCCCUCACCCCCACUACCCUUCGUUUCGCUCCUAAGUCUCGUAACAUCUCAACUUACAAUUCCCUGACCUGACCUAACUUGACCUGACCUGACCUGACCUCUCUCUCCACCACCCCUAUACCUAACCAUUCCGCUUGUGGUCGGUCGCUCGCUCGCACUCUCUCACGCACGCUGCCUGCCACGUUUGCGCCUCUCCGCUCGUACGAUGAUAUUAAUAAUAAUAAUAAUAAUAAUAAUAAUAAUAAUAAUAAUAAUAAUUGUCUGAGGCUGAGAAUGGGAUAAAAUUUACUAGAAUCGAAGAGGAAAAGGAGGAAUUCAAUCGCUUUGUUGUCGUAAGGUCAGAAGGUCAUAAGGUCACUCAUCUGUGUCAGUCGAAGCAAGAGGGAUUUAAAAGGUCAAAUCGUCACUCCAUUCUCUGUCGAUGGAAGUGAAGGAAUUAAAAAGGUCGGUUACGUCACUAUUAUAAGGUCAACUCAUAACUGUAUCUAGCUAUCAGUGGAUGCAAGAGGGACUUAAAAGGUCAUUGCUUAACUCCUCUUUGUCGGUCGAAGUGAAAAGAAUCAACAAGGUCAGUUACAUAAUUAAAAAGGUCAACUCGUAACGGUAUGUGUCUAUCAGUGGACGCAAGAGGGACUUAAAAGGUCAUUAGGUAACUGUAUUCUCACAGCCGAAGCAAAAAGAAUUCAAAAAGGUCAAUUACGUCACUAUUAAAAGGUCAACUCGUAACUGUGGACAAAAGAGGGACUUAAAAGGUCAUUACGUAACUGUAUUCUCUUUCAGCUGAAGCGAAAGGAAUCAAAAAGGUCAGUUACGUCACUAUUACAAGGUCACCUCAUAACCGUAUCCAGCUAUCAGUGUAAUUUACGAGGCUCAAAACAUCACACCAUACGCCGAUCGCACACAAGAGAGAGCGAGUCUGAGGGCAGCGUCGCGUGGUGGGGGUCCGUGCGGGGGUGUGCGUCAAGGCCUGCCGUACGUAACCUGCCGAAGCCUGCACAAACUCUCCCCCCUGACUGGCAUGGUGCUGGUGGUCUUUACGAAGGGUAGCGGGGUAACUCAUACGUGUGUGUGUGUUUACGCCCUCCUACGCCUGCAUUGUCGACGGGCGUGCGUGGGUUUUGUUUUCGUCGUCAAUACCCCCCCAUACCCUACUCCCCCUCCGUAACCUCCCUUCCCAUACCCAUCCCAUCCAUCUCCGCCCUCCCUCUCUCCCCCCCCCUCCAAUCACAGGUGUACUUACGGCGAGAGAUUUUUCGUACGAGUCGAGUUUUGGUUGUACGCACGGUUGUUGGCGUUUGUGUGGUUGGCGGAAGAGAGACAGUCAUGUGUGAGAGGUUGGAAUAUAUAUACAAAGGAGAGGUUGAGAUAGAUGGAUGGAUGGAUAGAAGGAGGAGGAGGAGAGGAGAGGAAGAAGAGGAGAAAUAAAACACUAGAGAGAUGAAGGAAAACAGAGAGAGAGAGAAAGAGGAAUUAGAAGGAGGAAGAGGAAGAAGGAGGAGGAGGAAGAGGAAGAAAGAAAGGAAGAGAGAGAGAGAGAGAGGAAAAAAGCAGGAACACACACACACACACACACACACACACACACACACACACACAGCGCCUUCGAUCGACGUAACAAAACUCGGCCGUUCGGUCUCUCAGCUCGAAGCCUAGCGGACAGUUUUCACAGCCAACCCCAAAAACAUCCAUUUCCCAACCCCAUUUCCCGACUGAUUUCCCAAUUCAAAACACCAUUUCCCGAUCCUUUCCAACCCAAAAACACCCCCAUUUCCCACCCCAUUUCCCCAUUUCAAAACCCUUUCCCCAACCCCCAAAAACAUUUCCCAAACCUGUUCCCCAUUUCCCAACCCCAUUUCCACCCCAAAGCCCCAUUUCCCAACCCUAUUUCCACCCCCCAAAACAUGUCCCACCCCGUUCCCCUAUUUCCCGACCCCUCAAAAUCAGUUUCCCGACCCUUUUCAAAAACACCCAUGUCCCCCCCAUCCCCCCCCCAUUUCUGUGGAUACACCCAGUCAUUCUACACUUGUACCAUUUAUUGUAUAUGUAUUCCAUCUAUUUUUAUUUACAUUUAGCCCAUUGCAUGUUUAUAUACAAGCUGGUGUUUGAUAAUGUGUCCUCAUCCCCUUAUUCCAGUGGCGAUCGGAGCCCCAGGAGGUGUAACGGAUAUAUCAUUACUGCGGAACUUUUUGUAUCGUUUAAAACUCCUACUACUGCCCCACCACACCCCUGCCAGGUUGUCGUACUUUGAGCAUAGUAUUGACCUGUUUCCAAAGCCCAAGUAUUGCCGAGAAACAUCAAGGUAUAGCUCUUUUAAUGAUAACUAUAAAUGAGUUUUGUUAUUGGACCCCAGAAGACAGUUUGGGGGCAGGAAGAUGGGAAAUAUAAGAGCAUAGUGUUUACCUGUUUCCAAAGCCCGAGUAUUGCCGAGAAACAUCAGGGUAUAAUAACUCUUUUAAUGGUAACUUUUAAUGGUAUGUUAUUGGAUCCCAGAAGACAGUUUGGGGGCAGGAAGUUAAGAAAUAUAAGAGCAUAGUGUUUACCGGAUUCUGAGGCCUAACAAACUUCCCAAACCCAUUUCCCCAUUUCAAAACCCUUUCCCUGACCCCCCAAAACAUUUCCCAAACCUGUUCCCCAUUUCCCACCCCCAAAACCACCCCAAUACCCCAUUUCCAAACCCUAUUUCCACCCCAAAACCAAGCCAAGAGACAUCAGGAUCAAACU